Yamadazyma jaroonii is the source of this 1587-nucleotide messenger RNA. Lineage: Eukaryota; Fungi; Ascomycota; Pichiomycetes; Serinales; Debaryomycetaceae. The record is from the annotation of a GenBank genome assembly.
AUGAAGUUUCCACAUCCAUGGUUCCAAGCAUACGAUGGAUACGGUCCUCUUCCUUUGUUGUCAGCUGAAUGGGAUAUCAUUGAGAUUUCCAAGGCUAUCAGAUCUAAACCUGAAUGGAAAUCUAAAUACAAGAAUGAUGAAAUCACAGCCAAAUGGGAAUCUGAGUUAUGUAGUCAAUCAAAACGUAAGGAAAUCAAAGAAUUGUUCAACUAUGUCUUGCAAGAAUUGGAUUGGUAUGUUGAAAUGGAAAAUUCAAUACCUGGCUAUACCAUUGAGUGUGAUGACAAGAUUGUCACCAGUGAUACUGUGAUACCAAAGGAGAUUAAGGGGCAGUUGGUGAAGGAAGUCAAGAGUUUUGCUUCUUCUCUUAAAGAAAAGGACUACCAUCCAGGGUCUAACAAUCAAGUCUUGGAUUUGGUCCAUCCUUCUUUAUAUCCAUACCAAUAUGGAAAAACUCCAACUAGAACAGAUAAUGGUAUAGAAUUAGUUCCAUACUCAGAUGAGAUCAAAAACGUUAAACCCGGUGUUUCGCAAUAUUUUGUAUCGAAGAAGUACCAAUGGCUCCCUAGUUUAUUGGUAUUAGACGGAGAUAAGUAUUCAAUCAAGUCUUAUAUCAAUAAUCUAGUCCCCGAUUUUAAGUAUAAAGAAUUGUACACUACAAUUGAAACAAUCUUCAAUUUGAGUUUAGAAGGUUUACUGCAUGUUCUUGCUCGUACAGUCUCAGAACAAGUUGUCAGAAUACCCACUCUCAAGUACGACGAGGGCUACACAGAUGAAUUCAACGAAAGGCUCAAAGAUGCUUGGAGAAAUUUGACCAAAAUGGAAGAUGCUGAAUGGACAAAAAUGUUCGAAGAGAUUGAACAAUCCAAGGUUGAUAAUAUCAAACCGUUGAGCAUCGAAUAUAGAAAACCAGAAACUUCGAAAUUUGACUUAAAAGAAUUCCAAGAACUCAAGGUUAUCGUAAAAUUGGCUGAUAUUGAAUUGACACCUGAAAACCCUAAAUAUAAGGGUGGCUCAUGGCAUGUGGAAGGUACCAUUAACGAGGAUAUUGUGGCAACUAUCUUAUAUUACUAUGAUAGUGAAAAUAUCAGUGAAUCUAAAUUAUCCUUUCGUACAACUUUCGAAGAACCUGAGUAUGAACAGGGUGAUGACUUCUUCUGUGAACAUUUCUAUGGUUUGAAAGAUGAGAGCCCUUUAUGUAGGAAUUUGGGAUCAGUAGAAUGUAAGGAAGACAGAUUACUUAUCUUUCCAAAUGUUUUUCAACAUCAUGUUGAUCCCUUUGAGUUGGUGGAUAAAUCUAAAAGAGGACAUCGUAAAAUUUUAUGCAUGUUUUUGGUGGAUCCUAACAACAACUUGGUAGUCACCACGGAAAAAGUACCAGUCCAACAGCCCGAAUGGCAGGAGUUAAAUGAUGAAGUAAUUAUAAAAAAAAUAACCGACUUGAACCUCGAUUCUGAUUGGCCCCCCACACUUGAGGAAAUGAAACGUGUCAGAGAAGAUUUGAUGAAAGAACGGUCGGCCAACCCCAAUGCUUAUGAUGACGAAGUCAUCCCUUUUGAGCGAUUAUUUUCCCUUUGUGAACAUUAA